Molecule: messenger RNA, 7821 nt
Organism: Salvelinus namaycush (lake trout)
Lineage: Eukaryota; Metazoa; Chordata; Actinopteri; Salmoniformes; Salmonidae
Product: myoferlin-like
Exons: 53
Coding region: 1-6120 (2039 amino acids)
Biological process (GO): plasma membrane organization
Cellular component (GO): membrane
Source: RefSeq, a predicted model, not a curated record
AUGUUGCGCGUCGUAGUGGAAUCAGCCAAAGGCAUCCCCAAAAAGAAACUCGGAAGCCCAGAUCCCAUAGCAGCGGUAGUGUUCAAAGGUGAAAAGAAGAAAACUAAAGCAAUUGAUAGGGAACUCAAUCCCGUGUGGAAUGAAGUGCUUGAGUUCGACCUAAAGGGCUCCCCAUUGGAUGCGUCCUCCUUUAUAGACGUGAUUGUGAAAGACUAUGAGACUAUCGGCAAAGACAAAUUUAUUGGCUCAGCUAAGAUCUCUCUCCUAGACCUGGCUCACGGUCACACCAAGUCCCUCCCAGCAAAGAACCUGUCCCUGGUCAAUGAGAAGAAACAGGACACUGGGGCAACCAUUAAUUUGAUGAUUGGGUAUGAGCCGCCAGCUAACACAACUCCUAACCCUAACAAUCAAACUGAUGAAGACCAGUCGUAUGGGGACACCGGUGGGGGUGAGGAAGGGAAGGAUGGGGAGGAGGUAUCCCUUGGGGGUCAGAUGGGGACCCCUGGAGUUCCACCCACACCUGGCCAGCCUGGUAACCCCAACCAGAGGCGUGUCCGGACCAGCCGCAAGAGACACCGGGCCCUGGCCAACAAGCCCCAGGACUUCCAGAUUCGCGUUCGAGUUAUCGAGGGCCGACAGUUGCCGGGAAACAACAUCAAACCGGUUGUCAAAGUGAAUGUGUGCGGACAGACCCACAGAACCAGGAUCAGACGAGGAAACAACCCCUUCUUUGAUGAGAUCUUUUUCUUCAAUGUCAACAUGCUGCCUUCAGAGCUUUUAGAUGACUGUAUCAGUUUUCGGGUCUAUGAUUCCUACUCCCUCAGAGCAGACAGUCUAAUGGGGGAGUUCAAGUUGGAUGUUGGGUACAUAUAUGACGAACCUGCCCACGCCAUAAUGAGGAAGUGGCUUCUCCUGAGUGACUCUGGUGACUCUAGCUCGGGGGCCAAAGGUUACCUGAAGGUUAGCCUGGUCAUCGUGGGGACAGGAGACGAGCCACCGACUGAGAAGAGAGAGCGGAACGAGGAGCAAGAUGACAUAGAGAGUAAUCUGUUGGUGCCGGCUGGGGUAACACUCAGAUUGGUCACUCUCAACCUGAAGGUGUACCGUGCAGAGGACAUGCCUCAGAUGGAUGAUGCAUUUGUACAGACUGUGAAACAAGUAUUUGGAGGGGAAGGCGAUAAGAAAAACUUAGUUGAUCCAUUUCUGGAGGUCAGCUUCGCUGGCAAGAAGCUGUGCACCAAAAUUAUCGAGAAAAAUGCCAAUCCUGAGUGGAACCAGCUGAUCAACCUUCAGGUCAAGUUCCCAUCCAUGUGUGAAAGCAUCAAGUUGACUGUAUUCGACUGGGAUCGUCUGACCAGGAAUGAUGUGAUAGGAACCACAUUUCUAAAUCUGACCAAAAUAGCCUCAUCUGGUGGUGAGAUUGAAGGUAUCAGUGGGGAGGCAGAGGUGGGUUUCCUCCCAGCGUUUGGGCCUUGCUACCUAAACCUGUACGGCAGUCCCAGGGAGUUCACUGGCCUCCCAGACCCGUACGAGGAACUCAACUUUGGCAAGGGUGAAGGGGUGGCCUACAGGGGCAGAGUCCUCAUCGAGCUCUCCACUCAGCUGGAGGGCAAAGCUGACAGGAAGCUGGACAACAUCUCCAGUGAUGACAUCCUGAUGGCCCAGAAGUACCAGCGGAGGAGGAAGUUCUCGCUGUGUGCUGUGUUCCACAGCUCCUGCAUGCUCCAGGAGCCCGGUGAGCCAAUCCAGUUCGAGGUCAGCAUCGGUAACUACGGCAACAAGCUGGACUCCACCUGCAUGCCGCUGGCAUCCACAACCCAAUACAGCUGUGCUGUGUUUGACGGUAACCACUACUAUUACCUGCCCUGGGCUGACACCAAACCUGUUGUCAUCCUCACAUCCUUCUGGGAAGACAUUAGCCACCGAUUGGAUUCAGUCAACAUCAUCCUCUACAUCGCAGAUAGACUGGAAUCCAACCUCACUUCUUUGAGAACAGCCAUCCUUGCCAAAGCCUCAGAGGCGCGCUUGGCUGAGAUCUGGCUCAAACUCAUCAACCACAUGAUUGAGGAUCUGAGCAACUUUCAGGUACCAGAGCUUGAGGGCAGGCCUAACCUGACGGCGCUGGACGUCCAGAUUAAGAAGCUGCGUGAUUCGGCAGUGGCCAGCAUCAGAGAGAUGGCCAAACGCUUGAAGGAAGAGGCCACCGACGUUCUAGCCACUCUGACAGACAUCGAGGACUGGCUGGAGAGACUGAAACAGCUUGCAGAGGAGCCCCAGAACAGUAUGCCUGACGUGGUGAUCUGGAUGCUGCGUGGAGAGAGGAGGGUGGCGUACGCCCGUCUCCCAGCCAAUCAGAUCCUCUACUCCACCUACAGUGAGCAGGCCUGUGGGAAAUACUGUGGCAGGACCCAGACCAUCUUCAUGCAGUACCCCAUGGACAAAAACAAAGGCGUGAAGAUCCCUGUCCAGCUCCGUGUCAACAUGUGGCUGGGCCUCUCUGCCCACGAGAAGAAGUUCAACAGCUUCUCAGAGGGAACCUUCAGUGUGUUUGCAGAAAUGUAUGAGAACCAGGCCCAGGUGUUUGGGAAGUGGGGCACCACAGGGUUGGUGUGCCGGCAUAAGUUCUCUGACGUGACGGGGAAGGUGAAGCUGAAACAGGAGCGCUUCAUGCCCCCCAGGGCGUGGGAGUGGGAAGGCGAGUGGUUCGUCGACCCCGAGAGAGGCCUGCUAACAGAAGCAGACGCGGGGCACACAGAGUUCACAGACGAGGUCUACCAGAACGAGACACGUUUCAUUGGCGGGGAGUGGAAGCCUGCUGCCGACCCCUUCACAGACGUGAAUGGGCAGAAGAGCCAGAGUCCAGGGGAGAUAGAGUGUCCUGCUGGCUGGAAGUGGGAGGAUGACUGGAGCUUCGACAGCAACAGGGCUGUGGAUGAGAAAGGUUGGGAGUAUGGCGUCACCAUUCCCCCCGAUGACAAGCCAAAGUCCUGGGGAGCAGCAGAGAAGAUGUACCACAUCCACCGCAGGAAGAGACUCUUACGACCACGCAGGAAAAUAGCAGACACUAAAGCAGCACCUGAGAGGCGGGAUCCCGGCGAAGGCUGGGAAUACUCGUCCUUGAUUGGCUGGAAGUUCCACAGGAAGGAGCGUUCGUCUGACACAUUCCGCCGUCGCCGCUGGAGACGCAAGAUGGCUCCGUCAGAUGGGAUAGGAGCAUCAGCCAUCUUCAGAUUGGAGGGGGCGCUGGGGGUAGAUGUUGAUGAGAAGGCCAGUAAGAAGGACGCAGCCAGACUGUUUGGUGCCAACACACCCACCGUUUCCUGUAACUUUGACCGGUCGUAUAUGUACCAUCUGAGGGUGUAUGUCUAUCAGGCCAGGAAUCUCAUCGCCAUGGACAGGGACAGCUUCUCAGAUCCCUACGCCCAUGUGUCCUUCCUCCAUGUGAGUAAGACCACAGAGGUCAUCAGGGCCACUCUGAACCCCACCUGGGACCAGACCCUCAUCUUUAAUGACAUCGAGAUCUAUGGAGACCCCCAGACCAUUGCACAGAACCCCCCCAACGUGGUGCUGGAGCUCUAUGACAGUGACCAGGUGGGUAAAGACGAGGCCAUGGGUCGCUGUACGUGUCCCCCUGUGGUGAAGCUGAACCUCGGCACGGUGGUCUCCCCCAAACUGCUGUGGUUCCCCGUCACCAAGAAAGGCCGCAACGCAGGAGAGAUGCUGGUGGCUGCUGAGCUUUUGCUGAAAGACAAGGCCAAUGAGAGUGACUUGCCCCUGGUGCCCCCCAGACGAGGAGCGACGCUCUACAUGGUUCCUCAGGGAAUCAGGCCUGUCGUACAGCUUACCGCCAUCGAGAUCUUAGCCUGGGGUCUGAGGAACAUGAAGACCUACCAGUUGGCCACAGUCACCUCUCCCAGUCUCAUGGUGGAGUGUGGGGGGGAGGUCGUCCAGACGGCCGUCAUCAAGAACAUCAAGAAGAACCCCAACUUCCCCGGAUCUGUCCUCUUCUUUAAAGUGCUCCUACCCAAAGAGGAGAUGUACACCCCUCCCAUCGUUCUGAAGGUGAUGGACCACCGGCCGUUCGGCAGGAAGCCCAUUGUGGGCCAAUGUACCCUCUCCCUGGAGGAGUUCCGCUGUGACCCUUACGUCACCAAUGCUGAGGUGGCCAUGUCUUCCAAAGUGGCCAUGAUGGCAGCAACUCAAGGAGACAUCAUCAUUAACAUGGAGGAUAGGCCCAUCCUUAAUACUGAGCUCCACAAAGAGAAGGAGGAGGAGGCAGUUGACUGGUGGAGUAAGUUCUAUGCCUCUGUGGGAGAGCACGAGAAGUGUGGGCCGUACCUCAAAAAAGGAUACGACACCCUAAAGGUAUAUGAAGGGGAGUUGGAGGAGGUCCCAGAUUUCCGAGGGCUGACAGAUUUCUGUAAAACGUUCCGACUGCAGCGGGGGAAGACUGAGGAUGAGGACGACGACCCUUCAGUGGUCGGAGAGUUCAAGGGCUCGUUCCGGGUGUACCCCCUAUCUGAUGACCCAGAGAUGCCAGCCCCGCCACGGCAGUUCAGAGAGCUGCCUGAGAGCGGGUUGCAGGAGUGCCUGGUCAGGAUCUACGUGGUGCGAUGCAUGGACCUGCAGCCUAAAGACAACAACGGCAUGUGUGACCCUUACAUCAAGAUCUCGUUGGGGAAGAAAACAAAAGAUGACAGGGAUGACUACAAACCAAACACCCUCAAUCCAGAGUUUGGCAGGAUGUUUGAGCUGUCCUGUUUCCUCCCUCAAGACAAAGACCUGAAGAUAGCCGUGUACGACUAUGACUUGCUCAGCCGAGAUGAGAAAGUGGGAGAGACGGUCAUUGACCUGGAGAACAGACUCCUCUCUCGCUUCGGCGCCUACUGCGGCCUGCCGCAGUCCUACUGCAUCUCAGGGACCAACCAGUGGAGGGAUCAGCUGAAGCCCUCCCAGAUCCUGGAGAACCUGGCCAGACUGAGAGGGAACCCUUCACCCCGCACAUCUGCUGACGGCAGCACUCUCUCCUUCGGGGGGAGAGACUACAGUCUGCUGGACUUUGAGGCCAACAGAGUCAUCCACCAGCACCUGGGUCCAGCCAGGGAGAGGAUGGCCCUGCAUGUCCUCAGUAAACAGGGUCUGGUACCAGAGCAUGUGGAAACCAGGACUCUCUACAGUACUUACCAACCUACACUGUCCCAGGGAAAGAUUCAGAUGUGGGUGGACAUCUUCCCCAAGAGCCUGGGUUUACUGGGACCUCCCUGCCACAUUACUCCACGCCAAGCCAAAAAGUACUUCAUGCGGGCUAUCGUCUGGAACACGACUGAUGUCAUACUAGAUGAGACCAGCAUCACCGGAGAGAAUAUGAGUGACAUUUACGUCAAAGGAUGGAUGCCAGGUAUGGAGGAGGACAAGCAGAAGACAGACGUCCAUUACAGAUCCCUGGAUGGUGAUGGCAACUUCAACUGGCGGUUCGUCUUUGGCUUUGACUACCUGCCCGCAGAGCAACUGUGCCUCGUUUCCAGGAAAGAGCAUUUUUGGAAUCUGGACCAAACCGAGUUUCGGACCCCCCCAAAGUUGAUCGUCCAGAUUUGGGACAAUGACAAAUUCUCACUGGAUGACUAUCUGGGCACAGUCGAGCUGGACCUGCUUCAUCUGAUCCCCCCUGCCAAGACCCCUGAGAAAUGCAGUCUGAAAAUGUUACCAGGGGUUACAGGCUCCACACCUUCCAAACAACCACCGCCCAACUCUCUGUUCUCCCAGAAGUCUGUGCGGGGCUGGUGGCCCUGUAUGAUCGAGCAGGAUGGGAAGCACAUCCUGGGUGGGAAAGUGGAGAUGACCCUGGAAAUAGUGGAAGAGAGGGAGGUAGAAGAGAGGCCUGCUGGGAAGGGCCGGGACGAACCCAACAUGAACCCCAAACUAGACUUUCCCAAUCGCCCCGACACUUCCUUCUUCUGGUUCACCAGUCCAUGCAAGUCCAUGAAGUUCAUCAUAUGGCGCAGAUUCAAAUGGACCUUCAUUGGUUUGAUAGUCCUCCUGCUUGUGCUCUUGUUCCUUGGGAUCCUGCUGUACUCCCUACCAAACUACAUCUCAAUGAAAAUUGUGAAGCCUUUCUCUUAGGAGUUACUCUACGGGGCAGCUGAGUACUAUGCCUGUCUUCAUCCAAGGGAUAAGGCGACAGAAGUCUUGACACUCAGGCCCUCAAACUCUAUGCAAUGUAUUCCUAUCAGCGUUGUCUUCAGAGUCGCAUGCAUUAUUUACAUCUUUACACUUUAUCAAUCAAGGGUACACUUCACUUGCAUUAAAUACUGUAGCUACACAGCCCUUUUAAUUGUACUGUACUUGUACUGUUCUUACCUGUCUGUCUUUCCUUGAAAUACCAAAAGUGAAAGGAAAGGGGAUACCUAGUUAGUCGCACAACUGAAUGCAUUCAACCGAUAAUGUGUCUUCUGCAUUUAAUCAAAUGCUAUUUUGUAUGCAUGCUUUACUAAACCUAAUAUAGAGACUAUAUUACUAACUACUAACAACAAACACUGUUGUUGUGACUUCAAACAAUGUCCCAACAUUCUAAUAAGCCACUUCCUUAGACACCAUACAGAGAAGGCCCCAGCGCAUUUCCAAGAAAGGGCAUGAGAUAAUUUCUUGGUUGCAACAAAAAUCCCAUUUAAUUUACUCACAGAAUGUCUAGGUAUGUCAUACAGUCCGGGUAAAUCCAGGUAUGUCACACAAUAAAUGUACAUGGUUUCCAUGUAAGCAUAGACAGUUUUAGUAUAAAUAUGAAUUGGGAUCUAACUCAAAAAGGUACACAAAAUGAUUAAGGUAAAAUAGAUGAUUGUCUUGAAAUCAAAAGUUUAAAUCCAAAGGUAUUAAUCCACAAAUGAAACAGUAUUAAUCACUCUAGUUUUUGGAAGGCAUUUUUCUAGCAGGCUUCUAUCCCCUGUUCUAAUUCGGUUCCACCAUAGAGGUAAAAAGAAGGCUCAUCAUUGUAUCUGUUCUAUAAUGGCUUCUAAGACGGGAUGGGCAGUGCAAUUGAGGGCUAUCUCCAUUUUAAAGUAACUGUCCAGUGAUAAUCUCACUUUUAAAAUGUCAUGUUCUGAUAACGCAUACCCAAAUAAUGGUGUUGGCUCAUCCUAUACUAAUUUGUAGCCAAGCAGAAAUUGGAGAAAAAACACUUUAAAAUCCCAACCUCAAACGUGUAUCUCAGAUCCCAGAAAAACAUGCUUGCUAUUUCAUCAUAGAGGAUGAUGACAUCCUCCUGAGGAGGAUGAGCUGGCCAAUCAGCGGUCUACUCGCAUUAAUAUUGGACAGUUACUUUAUAGUAGUCCAUUUCUUCUUAUUCAACUUUUAAGAGUCAGUAAACAAACUAAAAGGGUGCAUACUGCCACCUGGAGUGUGUUAUCUGAACAGGUUUUAAGCCAAGGUUGGGGAUUUACUACACCUGCAGUUCUGGAAUGUUUCCUCAGGACUAUAAUUCAUUGGCUGAUCCCUCUUGAUUACCUGGAUGGAAUUAUGUGAUCCUUCCUUAAUUUAACCCAUAGGAAGUCCCAAACAGUUGACUACUUUAAAAUGGUGAAAGCCCUCAAUGGCAAUGUUCAUGCUGAAACAGGUUCUAUCCAUUCAGAGUCCUCUUUCUACAUGUAUGGGUUCCACUGAUGCAUCUUAGCUUUAACCCAUUAUAUUUCCAUAUAAACAGUUUCCAUACUGUGAAUAAUAACUUUAACAUAUUGUCUUUUCACAUACAAAAUGGCUCUAACAACUGUUGUGUUAAAAUUUCAUUUAUAUCAAUAGGCUUUUCUAUGUUUUAAUAAAGAACAAUGAUUA